Messenger RNA from Tetrahymena thermophila SB210, 6003 nucleotides. Its product is annotated as transmembrane protein, putative. The transcript has 17 exons. NCBI's taxonomy places the organism in Eukaryota, Ciliophora, Oligohymenophorea, Hymenostomatida, Tetrahymenidae. The record is from RefSeq and is a predicted model, not a curated record.
AUGUAUUCAAUCAAUGCUUAUCUCUAUUACUUUGUUUUUAUGUUAUUUCAUGCUAUUUAAAUUUGUUGCUUAGAUAAGAAAGAAUUUUAUUUGUUGGUGAUGAUUUGGAAAGCAAGAGAUAGUUAUUUUAAAUAGAUAAGAAAAAGAGAAAAGAGAAAAUAAUUUGUUUUUGUUUAAAUAAUUCAAGCUUAUAAUAAAAAAUAAGGAGAUAAAAAAUAAGAGGUAGUUAGUAGAAUUAACUAGUAGAAUACAAGAAAAACUUUAUAUUUUUAAGCAUUUCUUAUAAACAUGAAAGUUUUUGAUAAGUAACCACCACUCAAAGAAAGGUUUUAUAAUGCUCUUAGCAAUUUAUUCCUGCUCAUGUUCUUAAAAGACAACGAAAGGAAUAGAACUAAAACCUAUUAUAUUUUCUUGGUGACAUUUUAUUUUGUAUAAAUAUGUGGAUUUAUGUGCACCCUUUCCUAAAAAGAGUCUACAGAUACUUACGCUUACUACUUUUUUGAGUUUCUUUAAAAAGCAAGAUUUCUUCCUAUUAUCAGCUCAGUCUCGAAUGGAAUAAUCCCUGUAAUCAUUUUAUUGAUCAUUUUAGUGAUGGAAGUCUAUGUCAUCUAUUGUGCAUAUGUGCUUAGCUUAGCUAAUAUAAAAGAUGAUUGUGAUGUGAUGAAAAGAUAAGAAAAGAAUAUUAGUACACUCUAACUUUACUUAGAGCAUCAAAAAUGGAUAUAUUGUUUACCUAAAUUUGAUCUGUUAUUUGCCUGUUACUUUUGCAGCUCAACAAAUGGGCCAAUUAUAAGCAGUCGCUGCGGCGCUGUGAUAUAAUUUAGUGAAUAAGGGUUUUUAUAUAGAGGACUUAUUCUUCUACUUUUCUUUUUUGUCUUAAUCACUAGUAUUACAAUUAGCUUGAUUAAUAUAUUGAUAUAUCACAAUCCAGAAUUCAAUGCAGUAAAUUAACUAAAGUCAAGAUAUUCAGUUCUUAAAUCAGUUGAACCCUUUUUAGAAAUAUGUUUAGUAAUGUUUUCAUAUUUUGGCAGUGUAUUCAUUGUUUUUAUAGUUGCCCAUACGUUUGGAAUCUUUUUGAUGAUUGAAUAUUUUAUGCAUUUUCCUUUGGUCGAUAAAAAUAUUUCUGAUAUUUAUGGCUGGCUCAUUUCUGUUUUUGAAAUAUUUACAACCCUCUUCUUAAUUAGGGAGUAUUUCGACUUUUUUUCAGAUAGAAAUUUUGUUUUUGUUUUUUUAAUGCUUAUUGCUUUGUCUUAUGGGCUCUUUAAAAUAAUCUGGAACAAAAAAUUUAUUCUUGCAAUGACAGUAGACCCAAAUAGGCUAGGAGAUUUUCCAUAAGAAACCUGUCUUUAUCUCGAAAAAUUAUGCGAACUUUAUGAGAAAAACUAUACAUCUCUUUCUUAAAAACUGCUUUUGUUUGGAACUUUGUAGUUGCACAAAAACUUUUGCAAAGCAUUGCUAUGCCCUUGUAAAAAUGAAGAAAUCAAUAAAUUAGCUGGCGAUGAAAAGCCAACACUUUCAGGAGGUAUGAUAAUUGACUGUGGAAGAGAUAUUAAAAUAAAAGGAGUGGACUUUUCAAGAGUUUGCUAAAAUGAAUUGUUAUUUGAAAGAUGGCUUUAGAGCUUUAUAGACUUUUAGUUUGAAGUAUUGAUAGCAUUCCUUAUCAAAAAGGGAGAAUAAUUAGUUUGCUAAGAAGUAUGUUUAAGAUACUGGUUCUUCUUAAUUAAAUUUAAGAAAAACUCUAUAAAAGCACUGUUUCAAAACAAAGUCAUGACAACACUAAUAAUACACAAAAAUACAUUUUUUGCUACAGUUGAAAGAAGUCUAACGAAUCUGAUUGAAAAUAGAUUGAAGGAAAGAGAUAAAGCGCACAGUUAUUCUUACAGACAAAAGGAUAGAAGCGACGCAGCUAAUAAUGUGAAAUUUGAAAAAAUGGUUUUAACAGAAACAAAGAAAAAUGACCUUAAAAAGUUAGUAGGGUCAGUGAUGAAAGAAAAAGUAGAAUUUAUGAACUAACUUAUAACUGGUUUUACUAACUACAAUAUAAUGUAAGAUUCAGCGAUAAAACUGAUAAAAUAAGUGUGUAGAAUAGAAAAUGGGCUACUUUAAAUGGUUGAAGAAAAUCCUGAUAACAUUUAUUUUUUGAAGUUGUUGGCUAUGAUUAAAUCCUUCUUGAUUUUUGAUCCUUUAUAUACUCGUAAGAUAGAAAGCGAUUUAUAAGAUAUGUUUAACAAAGAAAAGAGCAGUGAUGCUACAACUAUCACUUCUCUUACUAUUCUAUCUGGAAACGUUGGAAGCAUUAUUGCAAGUUUUAAAACAGAAAAAGAUGCAGGAAAAAUACUUCAGUACAGUGAAAGAAUACCUUAGAUAUUUAGUUACGACAGAGGAGAGUUUGUGAACAAAGAUAGAGUAAAAGAUUUGAUCCCUGACUGUAUAUCGAUAUUGCACGAUUAAUUUUUACAAAGAUUAAUUUAGACUGGUAUUGCAAAAACUGUAAGAAGUUACAGGACUAUGUUUGCCAAAAAUAAGAAUGGAUUUAUCUUCCUAUGCAAAUUAUUUAUCAAUUACUAUUUUGUAAAAUAAGAUGAUUUUGCUUUUUCUGCCUUGAUAAUUAAGAUUUAGACACACAGCAACUAUAUGAUCCUUAACGAGCAAGGAUACAUAGAAGAUUUAACAGAGGGUAUAGUAGAAAUAAUGAACGCCAAAGAUAUUGAUAUUAGCUACUUCAAGCAAUGCCACGUCAGCAUAUACAUACCAUAGUUUCUAGAUUUCAUUGAGUCAUAUGAUCCAUAAGAAGAAUAUGCCUUCCUUAAAUAUAGAACAGAUUUUCCAAAAGAUCCAAUAAAUUUCACUAGUUAAUUCAUCAAUCACCAUAAAAAUUUUCAUUAAAGAUGGGAUGUUGAUAGAGAUAAUUGGAGGAAAAAUUUGAAUCAAUUUAUCAAAAAUAGAAAAGGAAAUAUUUUCAGUUAUGAAUCAAUUUUAAAUAUAAGAGUUGAGGAGUUCGAAGGAAUAGAUCGUGUUGUAAGAUUGUUUAUUAUUGAAAUAGAAAAAAUGUUACCUUGGGAUGAAACUAAUUCGCUUUUAUCUGGAAGUACAAGAAACACAGGAAAAUCAAGACAAGGAGAAUUUGCAACUAAAGAAAUUAAAGGUCAAACAGAAGAAUUUUUACAAUAAGAAACAUUUUAAGCUAAAAAUGGUCACCAUAAAGAUAAGAAUAAUGGAACAGAUUAUGAAGAAGCUCCUUUAAAUGAAACAUUUAACCCGAGUAGUGAACAUAAAUCAAAUAAAAAACAAUAAUCUAAUCCAAAAAAUCGUGCAGCUGAAAAGAUAGUUUAGUAAUAGCAAAUAGAUAAAUAUAAUACUCUUGAAACAUUUUAAAAGUAAAACACUGUGUAAAAUAGUAAAUUUAAUGACAUUUAAGUUUUGAAGCCAUUGAACGAAGAAGACAUUUUACAUUCAGCUGUUUUAAGUGAGUAAGGAGAUGCAAAGCCUUUCCCAAAUGAAGGUUCAUUUGUAAAGGAAUAGUUCUUAGAAAACAUUAAUUAGCUUACAACUGUUGUAGAUGAUUCGAAUGCUCUCUUAAAUGCAAAUAGAGAGCAUUAUCAAGAUUAGUUUGAAAAAAUAAAUGAUAUUAUACAUAAUCCCCUAGGAACUAGCCAAAUUAAAGAGUAAUAAUAAGAUUAAAUAGUCAAGGAAUAGUUUGAAGUAGAAGCAAAUUAUGCUGGAAUAAGUCUUUAACAAAAUUAAGCAAACCAAUAGCGUGAUUUAGAAAAUUAAUAAAAAUAAAAUGCAUCUUAAAACGUGGCAUAAUAAUUAGUUGAUUAUUAAUCUAAUCUCUCUUAAAAAUCAAUUAAGGAAGGGAAAUAAAAAUAAUAAGCAACUACAGAAGCAAAUGUCUUGAAUACUUCUGUAGCUGGCUACUUUGGUAAUUCAACUGAAUAGUAAUAAAAUAUGUAAAAUAGCAAUCAAAAUGAGUAAAAGAAAUAAGUUGAUUCAUCAGAUGAUGAAGAUUCUAAAAAAUAACAAAUUGUAUCUUUCGAUACUGAUAGGGAGAAAAGAGAGCAAUACGAUAUUAAAAAUUAAUUAAUAACUAAUUAAAAUAACCACGUACUGCAAGAAUUAAAUGAAAAUUAAUCUCAAUAGACAAGCAUAAAUAGCUAAGAAACUAGCAUAAUCAAAAAAAUUGUUUUCAGCUCAGAAGCAACAAAAACACCAUUUUUUUUAAUUGGCCUCAAUACUGUUUUUAUCUUUUAGUUCUUUGUUUUCAUAGGAGUUGUCAUCGUGCUUAUUGUUACAAUCUCCAAAAACUUUUAAGACUACACAGGAUCUAUGAAUGAAAUGGGAAGGUGCUCAAAAAUACUGACUCCUGUUUGUUAAACUCUGUUAACCACAGACUUCUUAUGCUUACAAAAUAUGAAUUAAAUGCCUGUUUAAAGUUAAGAUAUAAAUAAGUUUAUGACUGAUAAUGUUAGUGAUGGUUUUUCGGAUUUUAUUUCGUCUUAUUAUAACUUUUUAAAUGAAUAAAUAUCCUAUAAUUACUAAAAUACGUUUUAUAAUUAUCAAAUCACUGCUCUCAUCUAAGCAAAUUAAAACUCUUACGAACAAUAAAUGUUUUUUACUGAAUUUCUAAAAAAGACUACAGAAAGCAUUUACUAGCUCAUGAUGACUUAAAUUUAGCAAGCUCUUACCAUAACAAAUGACUAAAGAUAGUUGCUAACAAAUAAUAUAAAUAGCAUGUAUUAAUUAUUAUACUAAACUUAAUAAGAAAUAGCAGCUGAUCUGCUAAAUUUAAAGAACAGCAUUAUAAAAGUAAAUGUAAUUAGCGUUGUUUUGGGAACUUUUUUAAUAGCACUCUCUUUCGUUUUCAUUUGCAGUCCUUAUUAAAUGCUUAAAUAAAAUACAGAAAGAAUUUUGGCAGUUAUAAGUAGAAUGACUGAACAUGAAGCAGAAACAAUUGUUUCAGGUCUUACUUUUAUGACAACAUAACUAUUCUCACUCAAUGAUGACUAUUUACACAUAGAUUUUUCGAAUUUAGCUUUACGGGAUGACUAACACCUAGAUGGUCAUUAGGAAUCAAAAUCAAAAUCCAAGAGGGAUAAAUCAGGAUCGAGAAAGAAAAAUAGCAAUUUAACUGAUAGAAUUAAUGAUCCUAAAAUUAAAUUUAAUUCAUUUUUCUACACUUUGGUUCUUCUAUGCUUUAUGUCAACCAGCUUCUUUGUUACAGUAUUUGUUUACAUGGAAACAUUCCCUUCAUAAUUUGACCCUCCAUCCAAUAGAUACUAAUAUUUCUUGUAGGGAUCCUUAGAGUUUUCUACAAUGGUAAGUUCUCAUAAUAUACUUAUGAUUAAUUCUUUACUAGCUACUUAAGGUUAUCAAUCUAUCUCCACGUUGAAAGUAGGAGAAUUGUAAUCUCUCAGGUCAAAUAACUUCUAAUAAGCAUAAAAGUUCUUUAGUACUUAAUAUGACAGUUUAGUGAAUCAAUAAACUUCAGGAAGUUUUUAGUAAGAUAUGUUAAAAAUAAACUAAGGAAAUGCUUGCGAAAGUUCUUACUUUUCAGAAGCAUAGUAAGCUCUUUGCUCUUAAACAAAGAAUGGUCUGCUUCAGAAAGGACUUUAAUACUCAAUAACAUCAAUGCUUAACUAAAUUCAAAAUGAAGUUUAUUUUGAAAAUGACCCUAAAUAUAUAUAGCAAAUGAUAAAUUAGCAAGAUUAUACAGAAAGUUUAAUUGUUUAUUAAAUGAUUGACCAUCUAUUAAAAAGCAUCAUAGUUCUUUUUGAGAAUGAAAAUGUUUCAAUUAAAAAUACUUUUCUUACUAUCUUCCAGCUAAUACUGAUCUUGGGUUGCUUUGUUUAUGUUGUAACCUUUUUCAUAGUUAUGGUUUUCUUCUUAUCCACUAUCAGAUCAAACUAUUAAUACAUCAAAAGAGGUAUUCAGCUUAUUCCAUUUAAGAGACUCUGUGAAGAUCAAAUGACUCUUUUCUUACUUAAAAAGGUUUUAGAAAUAUGA